GUCUGUCCUCCUCCCCCUCCCGUACCCCGUGGGGGAAAUAAGGAGCAAAAAGGGGGAGGGGGUAGCUUCAAAUACAACAGGGAUCUGUGCCAUCUUGCCACUCCGGGUCGGAGUGCCAGCCGGUGAGGGUGGAAUGCGGCUGUCCAUGUUUGUGGCGCUCUUCAUUGGCUGCGCCUUGAUUCUCUCUCCGGUCAACGAGGGCUGUGGGCCGGGAAGGGGAUACGGCAAGAGACGGCCACCGAGGAAGCUUACACCGCUUUCCUACAAGCAGUUCAGCCCUAACGUGGCCGAGAAAACAUUAGGGGCGAGUGGUAGAUACGAGGGGAAAAUAACCCGGAAUUCGGAACGAUUUAAAGAGCUGACUCCAAAUUACAACCCUGACAUCAUAUUCAAAGAUGAAGAAAACACAGGUGCGGAUAGACUGAUGACACAGCGCUGCAAGGACAAGCUGAACUCUCUGGCUAUCUCAGUGAUGAACAUGUGGCCGGGGGUGAAGCUCCGCGUGACGGAGGGCUGGGACGAGGACGGCCACCACUCCGAGGAGUCCCUGCACUACGAGGGCCGCGCGGUCGACAUCACCACCUCCGACCGCGACCGCAACAAGUACGCAAUGCUCGCCCGCCUGGCCGUGGAGGCCGGCUUUGACUGGGUCUACUACGAGUCCAAGGCCCACGUGCACUGCAGCGUCAAGUCAGAACACUCUGUCGCAGCUAAGACAGGGGGCUGUUUCCCAGGCAGUGCGUGGGUCAGCCUGGAAGGAGGGGGCAGGAAGGCUAUCCGGGACCUUCAGCCGGGCGAGCGAGUACUGGCCUCGUCCGAGAGCAACGGAGGCGGGGAGCUGGUCUACAGCCCGGUCCUCACCUUCAUCGACCGCGACCCCACAACCCGGAAGCACUUCUAUGUAAUCGGGGUGGAGGGAGGGCCAACGCUGUCCCUCACAGCUGCCCACCUGCUAUUUGUGACCGAGGGGAACUGCUCGGGGAGGGCGGCCGAGGGCCAGAUGCGGACGAUAUUCGCCAGCGACGCCCGGCCGGGACAGUGCGUGCUGACGGCAGGCGGAGGGGAGGGGCGGGGCCGCCUGUCGCCCGUGGCCUGGGUGCGUCUGCGGGAGGACGGCGGCACCUUCGCCCCCCUCACCCGCCACGGCACGCUGGUGGUCAACGGCGUCCUGGCCUCCUGCUACGCCGCUGUGGACCAGCACAGCCUGGCCCACUGGGCCUUCGCCCCGCUCCGCCUCCUCUACCGCUGGACCGGGCCCAGCGGUCACCAGGGAGACGGGAUACACUGGUACUCACGGGUCCUCUACUGGGCUGGGACCUGGCUGCUGGAUUCUGAACGUUUUCACCCUUGGGGUGUCACAACAGACUCCCAGAGAUGAGAGAGAGAAGGGGGAGGAGAGCAAGGACAGAGAGAAUGAGAAGCAGGGAAGCAAGAGUGACAGAUUAAUUUGAUAGAACCAGAGAAGAAAGAGAGAGAGACAGAGAGAGAGAGAGAGAGAGAUGAGAGAGAGAGAGAUGAUAGGAGAAUGCAUGGAAAAGAUGGGAGAUAAGAAAAGAAAAGGAAAUAAAGGUAGCAAGAGCUGGUGAUUUGAAAAAAUAAAUUAUGACACAGCAUAGCAGGGAAAGGGAGGGAUGGAAAAGAGCCUGACCUGGCCUGAGGACAAGAUAUAUGACACACAUAGAAUUCCCAGAAGCCUUUUUGCCCCACAGGAAGUGCGGAUGAUGGGGACUCAUCUAGGAGUCAUAGGUCAGGACGUCCCAUGACUCACAUUGCUGACAGAGACCCAAGAAAAACAGGAAUGGAACUGGUUGAAGACACAUAAUGAUGAUGAAGGGUAAUUGUAGUGUUUUAAGGCUUUAAGGCUCUAAGUCUGUCGGAUGAGAUUGUGCUUUUAUUUUCCCUUGUAUUGUUCUCAGUUAAGAACAAACUACUCAAACAUGGGGCCCUUCUUCCCCACAGAACCAGGCUAGACUUUUGUACUCUUGACACUGGAGGAAAUCUGUGUCCACAUGUCCCACACAAACACACUGAUAAACACCCAUAAUCAUUCAUACUUUCAUGGUGCAAGAAAAGGACAUUCACACACAGAUAUCAUUUUACUUACCUGGUGCAGGUAAAGACGUACACAUGCAGGUAUCAUUUUUACUUGGUGUAGGUAAAAACAUUCACAUGCAGGUAUCAUUCUUGCCUGGUGCAGGUAAAGAGAUUCACAUGCAGGUAUAAUUUUUACUUACCUGGUGCAGGUAAAGACAUUCACACACAGGUAUCAUUUUACUUACCUGGUGCAGGUAAAGACAUCAACACACAGGUAUCAUUUUUACUAGGUGCAGGUAAAGACGUACACAUGCAGGUAUCAUUUUACUUGGUGUAGGUAAAAACAUUCACAUGCAGGUAUCAUUCUUGCCUGGUGCAGGUAAAGAGAUUCACAUGCAGGUAUCAUUUUUACUUACCUGGUGCAGGUAAAGACAUUCACACACAGGUAUCAUUUCUACUUACCUGGUGCAGGUAAAGACAUUCACACACAGGUAUCAUUUUUACUUACCUGGUGCAGGGAGAGGCAUUCUUGCUCAGGAAAGCACAAAUAGCCUCUCAGUCUUGUGUUCAGUGGCGUUCAGAUACAGAUGAUGUAUCUGGGUGUUGAGCAGAGACCCGCUGGUGACGUCUUCUGCGCAGCACCCAGGGACGCAGACGGAUGUUGUCAAUAACUCAUAGUGUGUCUGCAUUCUGGAGCACACUCUAAUCAAAUCAAAGUGACAUUCUUCCAAUGAUGUGAAAGCAGGUGAAUCUCCCUUUCACCAUAAACUACAGUGACGGCUCUGACUGGAAGGCCACAGCACCUAUUUUACCCCUCUGUUUCAAUGUUGCCAUCUCAAUGUACUCUGGGGAAAUGUGUAAAUGUUUUGUAUCACUCUAGAUAAAGUAUUUAACUAUUUUAAGGCAAUAUUUACUUUGUAUUAAAAGAGAUGUCUAAAUCUUAAAAUAUUAAUGUUUUGAAAAAACUAUUUAAAGAUUUAUUUUUUGAAAUUAAAAGUAAUGGAAAUGUUCCCUUUGCCUGGUGUGAUAACUCGUGUAUAGUAACUGCCCAUUCUGGCAGCUGUGCUUGACUCCUGAUUUCAGCUGUACAUAUUUCAACUCAACGACACUCAGUUUUGACUGAUGAUUUGGCAUCAUUCCAGCAGUUUUUGUUUUGUACCGUUGUGUUUUCAGUGUGGAAUGGCUCUAUGGGUGUGUUUGACUAAGGUGGUUUGGGUCUUGGGAAACUCUCUUUCACAAUGCAGCAACACCUAUGGGUUAAUUGUUGUUGUGCAAAAUGCAGGUAUUCAACAACCCACACCCCCUUUUCCACAGAGUAGAGCAGCUUGUAUGUACUGUAUGUACUGUAAAUAUGUUCUGUACCCUAUCCCACAUUCACUUACUGCAGAGGACAUGGUCCUAUAGAGUCAAGUAUAAUAUUUCAUAAGAUGUGUGAUUCCUAUUUAGAGAACCAUUAAUACUGAGUCCAUACCCUUGUGUCACCAUAGUCAUUGUAGACUUGUUAUCUCAUUGAAUUUCCAUAUACGCUCUAUUGUUUUUUAACAUUUCAUAAAAUAUUUCAUGUUGAAAUGAAAUGAAAUGAAUUGUAAAUAAAUGGUCAAAUUCAA
Anguilla anguilla (European eel) is the source of this 3641-nucleotide messenger RNA. RefSeq names its product Indian hedgehog signaling molecule a (gene ihha). NCBI's taxonomy places the organism in Eukaryota, Metazoa, Chordata, Actinopteri, Anguilliformes, Anguillidae. The transcript is spliced from 4 exons. The coding region runs from base 134 to 1378 and encodes 414 amino acids. The record is from RefSeq and is a predicted model, not a curated record. Gene Ontology annotation, molecular function: calcium ion binding; patched binding. Gene Ontology annotation, biological process: protein autoprocessing; smoothened signaling pathway; intein-mediated protein splicing.